UAUAAUAUUCAAACCAUUUCUGACCCCUCCUCCACCUGCUUCUUAGCCCAAGAUUGAUGGGCAAAUGUCAGACAGUCAGCAGCAAGAGAGGGAAGCCUGGAGAAAUCCCCUGAUAAGCCCCAGCUGGAGCUGCUCCUUUUCCCUCCGUCUUUUUCUGCAGGAGGCCAACAGGGGCUGAACCCUAAAAAGGAUUCCUUUCAAGAUUGGGCAGCCCAAGAAACAGAUUGUACCCAAAACAGUGGAGAGAGACUUUGAAAGGGAGUAUGGAAAACUCCAGCAGCUGGAGGAGCAGACCAAGAGACUGCAGAAGGACAUGAAGAAGAGCACCGAUGCUGACCUGGCCAUGUCGAAAUCUGCCGUGAAGAUAUCCCUGGACUUACUUUCCAAUCCCCUCUGUGAGCAAGACCAAGACUUUUUGAACAUGGUCACAGCCUUGGACACAGCCAUGAAGCGGAUGGAUGCCUUCAACCAAGAAAAGGUGAACCAGAUCCAAAAGACUGUGAUUGAACCCUUGAAAAAGUUUGGCAGUGUCUUCCCGAGCCUCAACAUGGCAGUGAAGCGGCGGGAGCAGGCCUUGCAGGACUACAGGAGACUCCAGGCCAAGGUGGAGAAGUACGAGGAGAAGGAGAAGACAGGACCCGUGCUGGCCAAGCUGCACCAGGCCCGAGAAGAGCUGCGGCCUGUGCGGGAUGACUUUGAGGCCAAGAACAAGCAGCUCUUGGAUGAGAUGCCACGGUUCUACGGUAGCCGACUCGACUACUUCCAGCCCAGCUUUGAGUCCCUGAUCCGAGCGCAGAUUUCCCCUGGAAAAGUCUGGUUCCCACUUCUCCUCCUGCAUCUUUGGAGACGUCCAAAGCCAUGGGACCAGUGCACAGGCACCCCUGCCCACACCAGCUGUUGGAAGGAACCAGGGAUUGAAGGGCGUCACCUCCACCCCCAUCCCCACAGGGCCACAUUGCCUCUCUGCAACCCUGGUCUUGGACGGAGCCUUUCUCUGCAGUGGACAUUCCAGAAAGCCACAGGCUGUGGUUCAGUCCUUCCUGCACCACCAGUUCAGGGAAAUGGGUCGUGUACUACUCAGAAAUGCAUAAGAUCUUUGGUGACCUCACCCAGCAGCUUGACCAGCCGGGCCACUCAGAUGAGCAGCGGGAGCGAGAGAACGAGGCCAAACUGAGCGAGCUCCGAGCCCUCUCUAUCGUGGCUGAUGACUGAGCUUCCAUCCUUCAAAGACUUCUGGGACACAGGCAACCUCUCUAGUCUUUGCCCUUAGCAGGCACAGGCUCAUGCUUCUCCCACUGGCUGCUGUUUUGGAGACAAGAGGUGGCCCCUGCUCCACCUUAUAAUCCUUUGAACUGAGUGUCUCCAUUCUCUUGAGCCUGUCACCAGGAGCCCCAAACAGGCUGCUCUCCUCAGGCACAGGUAAGCAGUGUAGAAAAACCCUAGGGGCUUUUUUAUUUCCUGAAGAACCGUCCAGAGUAUAACCUGACCUCAGGCCAGAGCAGCAGCCCCCUGGAAGGGCCUGGGUUUUGCCGUUGCAGUUGAGGGUCUUAGCCCCACUUGCGCAGCAGGGAUCGCAUCUACCUCGAGGACACAUUCCUGGCCCCUCGUUGCUCUUCACACCAAAGAUUCUUCUGGGCAAGGUACAGGCACAGUCCUGGGGAACAGGAGAGCCCUGUUCCUCCAGCCCCAGCAGACCCCUCACUCCAGCAUGACAAAGGCGGGCUCAGUGCAGGGACAAGCCCUCGCUCUUCCGCAUUCCCUAGGUAACUGGGACUUGAUGUUAACUAUCCCCCCAUGCAGCAUGUGACACAUCAAUCCACAGGCCUCAAAGCAAGAGCAGUGGGUUUGUGUCUAACCUGGAUAUCUGGAAUUUUAUUUUUUCAAGUAAAGUUUCCAACAAAACAUC
Molecule: messenger RNA, 1906 nt
Organism: Marmota flaviventris (yellow-bellied marmot)
Lineage: Eukaryota; Metazoa; Chordata; Mammalia; Rodentia; Sciuridae
Source: RefSeq, a predicted model, not a curated record